Leptosomus discolor (cuckoo roller) is the source of this 1185-nucleotide messenger RNA. RefSeq names its product WD repeat domain 89 (gene WDR89). Lineage: Eukaryota; Metazoa; Chordata; Aves; Leptosomiformes; Leptosomidae. Gene Ontology annotation, molecular function: protein binding. The record is from RefSeq and is a predicted model, not a curated record.
UUGGAGAUGUCUGCAGUGGAGAAGAUUGAGGAGCAGCUCGCUAGCCUGCGCAUAGCAAAGCGUUCUACGCUAAGCGAGGAGCCGGCUUACUUGCUGGAUAUAGACGUUUCCAAACCUGCUCAAUCUGAAGGCAGUCGCUUUGUGGCAGUUUCAUGUUCCAAUAAGUCAAUUAGGGUAUAUAACAGGGAAACAUUAAACUUCCUGCGGGAGUACAGUAGCCAUCCUGGGAUACUUAAUGGAGUCAGAUUUGCACACGCGUGUGACAGCAUCGUGUUUUCAGCAUGCAGCGACGGUACUGUAAAAUGUUGGGAUAUUCGUUUAGCCACUCAGAAAGCCGUGCAGACGUUUAGCGGCUAUCCUUCCAACGUUUUCGUCAGUUUUGAUGUCAACUGCAGUGAUGUCAUAGUUUGUGCUGGAACAGAAAAAGUUGAAAAGGACACGUUUCUGGUGUUUUGGGAUGCAAGAGGCAUUACAGACUGUGCCAGCACCACUGAAGAACCCUUGGGAGUCUAUUCUGAAAGUCACAAUGAUGAUAUCACUAAAAUUUGUUUUCAUCCUAUCGAACCCAACUUAGUAGCUUCCGGGUCAACUGAUGGGUUGGUUAAUGUGUUUGACAUUAACAAGGAUAAUGAAGAUGAUGCUUUGACAUCAACUUGCAAUUCAGAUUCAUCAGUAAGUUUUAUUGGCUGGUCUGGGAAAGAUUAUAAGCAGGUCUACUGCGUGACACACGAUGAGGGAUUUUGUUGGUGGGACAUUGCUCAGUUAGAUACCGAAGAACCAAUAACCCUGUUGCACGUUCUGGAUGUCAGAGACGCAGCCUGUGUUGAAAACGACAGCUUGCAUUACCUGGUAGGUGGUUUGUACCACGAAAAGGCAGACAGACUCUUUCUCAUGGGGGGAACGUCCACAGGAAACAUUCACCUGAUCAGCUGCGGCACCGAUGGGCUGAGCCUGGUGGGCAGCCUGUGCGGAGGACACUGUGCCCCUGUUCGCUCUUUCUGCUGGAGCCUGACGGAUGAGUCCCUGCUGACGGGUGGGGAGGAUGCUCAGCUGUUGCUAUGGAAACCCGGCGCUGUGGAAAGGUCCCUGGCAAAGAAAGCGUCUGUGAAGAUGGCUUCUUCUGUGCAGAAGAGAGUAAGAGUUCACAGCAGUGCCCUCAAAAGCAGGAAAAAUGUAAAAUUCUGA